AGCUUCAGAAUGCACAGUGGAAUGCCUCAUCACCCUAGCGGAGGAGUCGGUAUGAUGCCUCGUACUAUGGGUGCUGGAGUUUUACCUAUUCCUGGUAUGAUGCAUGGAGCUGUGCCUCAUGGAAUGGGCUUUAAAGGACAACGCACUCCAAAAGCUCCUCCACCAACUACCCCUCAGCCAACACUUUAUGUUCGUAAUCUAAGAGAAACUCGCAAUCUUACAGCACUCAAGACUGCACUUUCCACAGUAUUCUCAAAGUAUGGAGAUAUUUUAGAUAUUAAAGUCAAGCGUAAUGUUGGACAUCGUGGCCAAGCGUUUGUCUCUUUUCAAACUGUAGAAUCUGCCGUAAAGGCAAAAGAAGAAGUGAAUGGGUUUCCACUAUUUAAUAGACCAAUGGACAUUCAGUUUGCACGGGAACAAUCGUUUGCUGUCAGUGUGUUGGCUGGAACUGUUGAAGAACACAAGCGGAAACGCAAGGAAAUGCUUAAAGAGCGCAGUGCAUUUGAUGCAAGUGAGGCUUCGCGAAAGAAACAAAAGUCCAAUUCGGAGGAGUCUUUGCCUCCAAACAGCAUUCUUUUUAUCCAAAAUUUGCCAACAGAUAUCACGAAUGCUUCAUUGUCUGCGUUAUUCAACCAGUUUCCUGGUUUCAAAGAAGUGCGUCUUGUUCCUGGACGAAGUGAUAUUGCCUUUGUUGAAUACCAUAAUGAGAUGCAUUCUGCUAUAGCCAAGCAGGCCUUGCAUGGAUAUCGGCUACUUCCUGAGCAAGAAGAAAUCAAAGUUACUUUUGCCAAAAAAUAAACCAUUUGAUAUGAUUCUGUUUGAGUCUGGCAUGUU
Molecule: messenger RNA, 834 nt
Organism: Batrachochytrium dendrobatidis JAM81
Lineage: Eukaryota; Fungi; Chytridiomycota; Chytridiomycetes; Rhizophydiales
Exons: 7
Coding region: 10-798 (262 amino acids)
Biological process (GO): mRNA splicing, via spliceosome
Cellular component (GO): U1 snRNP
Molecular function (GO): U1 snRNA binding
Source: RefSeq, a predicted model, not a curated record